This is a messenger RNA of Arabidopsis arenosa, 1995 nucleotides long. The record is from the annotation of a GenBank genome assembly. Lineage: Eukaryota; Viridiplantae; Streptophyta; Magnoliopsida; Brassicales; Brassicaceae.
AAUCUCUCUCUCUCUUUCUCCGCCGAACCUCUUCGAUUCAAGUUUCCGUUUAUCACUCUACUAGUGUUUAAGGUUCCAUUGAUACCACCGCUCUAGUCAUGGCUGAAGCUGAAGAUCAGCAAAAUUUUGUUGCACAUAAUGGAGAUCAGGUACCAGCUCAGGGGUUAGAUGAGGUGCAUAAUGGGUUACCGUACCAGGUCCACGAUGAGACCCUUGUUCACCAACCAUACGAGGUACCGGAUCCGAUUCUUGAACCUCAGCAGUACGAGGUUCAUGAUCAGUUAGAGUAUCAACAAUACCAGUUGCAGGCCCAGACUCAUGAAGAUGUCCAAGAUCAGCCGCAAGAUGACCUACAAUAUCAGCCACAAGAUCAGGAGCAGUAUCAGUUACAAGACGAGGCUCAUGAUCAGGCUCAGUAUCAGGCGGAAGGUGAGGCACAAGAUCACAAUGGUGAUGAUGUGCAAGAUAAAGUAGAAGAUGAGGAAGGAAUUCCUGAGCAUCUUGAGUCUCUAGAGAAAUCAGAGUCUGAAGAAGGUGCAACAGUUGGAGGUGAGGAGAAGAGGUGGCCGGGAUGGCCCGGAGAGACGGUCUUCCGCAUGCUGGUUCCUGCACAGAAAGUGGGUAGUAUCAUUGGUCGCAAAGGUGAUGUCAUUAAGAAAAUAGUUGAGGAGACAAGGGCUCGAAUAAAGAUUCUCGAUGGUCCUCCAGGCACAACCGAAAGAGCUGUUAUGGUUUCUGGUAAAGAAGAGCCCGAAUCAUCUCUACCACCUUCUAUGGAUGGCCUUCUUAGAGUGCACAUGCGGAUAGUUGAUGGUUUGGAUGGUGAACCUUCUCAAGCCCCUCCAGCGUCAAAGGUGUCAACAAGAUUACUAGUCCCAGCAUCUCAGGCUGGAAGUUUGAUUGGAAAACAGGGAGGAACAGUUAAAGCUAUUCAAGAAGCAUCCGCUUGUAUAGUCAGAGUUCUUGGAUCAGAGGAUUUGCCUGUAUUUGCUCUUCAAGACGAUAGGGUUGUUGAAGUUGUGGGGGAACCAACAAGUGUUCAUAAAGCCUUGGAGCUGAUUGCAUCACAUCUAAGAAAGUUCUUGGUUGAUCGUAGCAUCAUCCCGUUCUUUGAAAAUCAGAUGCAAAAGCCAACUCGCCAAAUGGAUCAUAUGCCACCACCACACCAGGCAUGGGGUCCUCCUCAAGGUCAUGCCCCAAGUGUUGGUGGAGGAGGCUAUGGUCACAACCCACCUCCAUAUAUGCAACCACCUCCUAGACAUGAUAGUUACUAUCCUCCUCCUGAGAUGCGUCAACCUCCAAUGGAGAAACAGCCUCAUCAAGGUAUAUCUGCAUAUGGUAGAGAGCCUCCUAUGAAUGUGCACGUAUCAUCAGCCCCACCAAUGGUCGCUCAGCAAGUUACGCAGCAAAUGCAGAUUCCACUUUCUUAUGCUGAUGCUGUAAUUGGGACAUCAGGUUCAAACAUAAGCUACACUAGACGUCUUAGUGGAGCAACAGUAACUAUUCAGGAGACCAGGGGAGUACCUGGUGAAAUGACUGUUGAGGUUAGCGGAACUGGCUCACAAGUCCAAACUGCUAUGCAGCUUAUUCAGAACUUCAUGGCUGAAGCUGGAGCGCCAGCACCAGCACAACCUCAAACUGUAGCACCAGAGCAGCAAGGCUAUAACCCAUACGCAACACACGGCUCUGUCUACGCAGCGGCUCCAACAAACCCGCCUGGAGGAUACGCUACGGACUACAGCUCAGGCUACGGUUACUGAUCAAAGCUUUUAAGUCUCUUUAGAAUGUUUUACUAGUAGUUGCAAGCAAGAGUGAAAACGCUAGAUGCCUAAUCGAGUAUAUGUUGUUAUUAGCGAGCACCCUGUGUACUGAGAAUCAAUUAUUAUAUCAGUUGUUUUGAGACUUCUUCAUUUGUGUACUGUUCAAAACGUUAGUCUAUCAUCUUGAUUUCAUUUUCAUAUGAUGUUAGAGGGGUAGUAAAAUUAAGAGAGCAGA